This is a messenger RNA of Calidris pugnax (ruff), 2456 nucleotides long. It is a transcript of the gene NAIF1, whose product is annotated as nuclear apoptosis inducing factor 1. Bases 176 to 1144 code for a protein of 322 amino acids. Gene Ontology annotation, cellular component: nucleus. The transcript is spliced from 2 exons. NCBI's taxonomy places the organism in Eukaryota, Metazoa, Chordata, Aves, Charadriiformes, Scolopacidae. The record is from RefSeq and is a predicted model, not a curated record.
GGGGCCCCCCUGUUGUCCCCGGCCCCGGGGGGUGAGUAGGCCUGGGGGGGCCCUGCCGCCCCUCGGCCCUACCCGGCCUCCCCCAGGGCCCCCUGGGCCCGGCCAGCCCCCCCUUUCUCCCCCCUUGGCCUGCAGGUGUCCCCCAGUGUCCCCUCCUCGGUGCCCAAGGGUGGCUAUGGCGUCCCCCCCGGCGCCCCCAGCCAAGAAGAGGAAGAUGAACUUCUCGGAGCGGGAGGUGGAGAUCAUCGUGGAGGAGCUGGAGCGAGGCAAGCACCUCCUCAUCAACCACUUCAACGCCGGCGUGCCCCUGGCCGCCAAGGCCGCCGCCUGGCACGACAUCCUGCGCCGCGUCAACGCCGUGGCCACCUGCCACCGCGAGCUGCCCGAGGUCAAGAAGAAAUGGUCCGACCUCAAGACCGAGGUGCGGCGGAAAGUAGCCCAAGUCCGGGCUGCCAUGGAAGGAGGAGGCGAGAGUCAGAACGGCAACGGCAACGGGCCGGAGAGCGAAGACCCCACGGGCGCCGCCGCCGCCCCCGUUAUCCUCACCCCCAUGCAGCAGCGCAUCUGCAACCUGCUGGGAGAAGCCACCAUCAUCAGUUUGCCGAGUGGGGACUGCAGCGGGGGGGACGGGACCGAGAUACCCAUCACCGCCUCGGCCACCACCGUCACCCUGACCCAGAUUCCUGCAGAGACAACCUACCACAGUCUGGAGGACGGGGUGGUGGAGUACUGCACAACCGAAGCCCCCACCACGGUCACGGCCGAAGCGCCCUUGGAGAUGAUGGCUCAUCAACACGAAGUGUCCGCGAAACCCCAGGAGCUGAAAAGCCGAAUUGCCCUCAACUCGGCCAAGCUCUUGCAGGAGCAGCGAGUGACCAACUUGCACGUGAAGGAGAUCGCCCAGCACCUGGAGCAGCAGAACGACUUGCUGCAGAUGAUUCGGCGCUCUCAGGAGGUGCAGGCGUGCGCCCAGGAGCGACAGGCACAAGCCAUGGAAGGAACCCAGGCGGCACUGAGUGCCCUCAUCCAGGUCCUCCGCCCCAUGAUUAAGGACUUCCGUCGAUUUUUGCAGAGCAAUACACCCAGCCCGUCAGUCACCGCUGACCCCAGCCAGACGGGGCAGCAAGAUGGCAUGAUCCAGUGAAAGAAACAGCGGUGGGACGUCUUUCUUGGGGGAAAAAUCUGCCCGUGGUGCCAGUGGACGCAGGGAGGGAGGGGUGGUAGCUCCUGUCAAUGUGAAAUGGCUCGCCUUGGAGUCUUGCUGAGCCUAAAGAGCUUUUUCUGCUAAUCUCAUGCUAAUCUGCCUAUUCAGACUCGUCAUACAGAGCAGGAGCAGGAUGUGUAAUAAACCAGGAACUUAACACUGGUUGCUUUAGUUCCUCAAACAAUAGAUUUAUUUAAAAAAGACAGUUAUUUUUUUAUUUCUGUUUGGAAAAAACUCUCUGAAGUAUGACACCACUCUCUUUCUCUCUCUCAAGAUCUAGAGCCUUUAACUGACUCCUAACCUGGAGAAUCUUGUUGCGAUAUCACAGCCCUGCAGCUGCCAAGGUACAGUUAUCAUAAACGGUAGUGAAGGCACUUCUGUCUCUUGCUGAAAGCAUUUACUGGAAACGGGGUGCAGAUGUGGUACAACCUUCUCUCUGCACCGAGAGUUAUGGAUCCUGCUCUUGCAGUGUGACAUCCAGCACUUUCAGACCAACACCGAGCCUACGUACAGUUUAAAUCCCACCCACGUGCCCUGAGGAUAAAAAUGGGAUUCAAAUAGUGCAUUCACCUCAUGUUCUAUCUGCUCGCGGUUGUGAAAUUUCACUGUAAACUUGGCAGAUGUGAUGAAAAAUUCAUGUCUUGGUUACCAGAGACGGUGCUGGGAUACGUAUCGGAAGCAACGCGUUGCCUGUCUCAGCAUAAUUAAUCCACAAGGGCCUGGAUGAGUUUCACGCAGGUGGGUGUAACAGGUGAAACUCCAUCUCUGUCUCAUCUGCGUAGUUUGUCACCUCUACGAUACCUUCAUCCAUCAAAAUGGACCUGGACUGCAGAGCUUCAGCCACACAGUAAUUGCCAACAGCCUACUUUUAGGAGUUUGUUAGCCACUGGUUUAAUGGAGGGAAUUUUUGGAGUGUUAUUUGGUUCUGCUGGUGAUGGUGGUCUUUGGUCUGUACUGGUUAGGACUGGAAGCAAGCUGGCUGGCUCCCAGCAGUGUUCUGAGGACCGGGGCUGAGGUUCACCACACUAUUUCCUUCCCAUUCUACCAGGUAAAACAACAUCGCAGCCACUUUCCUCCUCUUUGAGGUGCUCGGGCCGUGGGGCUUGGUCCUCGAUGAGAAAACUGCAUUUCACAGGGUGACGAAUGUGAUUCUCACAGACUUGCAGUAACUUCAUAAACAUUUAGAUGAAAAGCUCUGCUUGUACAUGUAUGGAAGCAAACUUCCCCAAAAAAAAAAUAGAAGGAAGCAUAA